Molecule: messenger RNA, 537 nt
Organism: Olea europaea var. sylvestris
Lineage: Eukaryota; Viridiplantae; Streptophyta; Magnoliopsida; Lamiales; Oleaceae
Exons: 2
Coding region: 1-537 (178 amino acids)
Source: RefSeq, a predicted model, not a curated record
AUGGAUGAUGUGCAUGGAGUCUUCUCUGUUCGGAAUGCCUGGGAGUCUCUUCGACUUCGCUGCCUUAGGGUAACUUGGUAUCACAUUGUAUGGUUCCCUAAAUGUAUUCCACGUCAUGCAUUUAUCCUUUGGCUAACAAAUCUAGAUGGCAUCUACACACAGACAAAGCUUCUUCGCUUUGGUUUGGUACAGUCUAUGUGUUGUGUGCUGUGUGGUUGUUCAGUGGAAGAUUUGGAUCAUCUGUUUUUUGCUUGCCCAUUUUCUGAGCGUGUUUGGCAUGCUUUGCAUGCAAAAUGUAACUCACCUUGGGUUCAACGGAGUUGGGCAGAUACUCUUUCUUGGAUGGAGCAGUUUUGUGGGAGAUCAAUGGAAUCCAUUGUCAUUCGGUUGAUGUUUGUGGCUUUGAUUUAUGCUAUAUGGAGGGAACGCAAUGUUAGGACCCAUGGUGAGGCUCCUAAAAACGAGCCUACUGACUGGGCAAAUCUCCCGAAUCGAACCGAACGGAUCGAACCCGAACUCGAAUCCGAACCGAACUGA